AUUCGAUCUCCCCUCGUACUCUUCUCUAUUUUUGAUGACGAUCACGUGACGAGAGUCGGAGCUUCUGGCUUGAGUUAGGACUUGUUAUCCUCCUUCCACUAGCCAUACCGGUUUAAUGUAUACAUUCACUGUGGAACACUAGAAUAACGGUGCAGAAAUAAACUCGUAUCAGUUCGUUCCUUCCUACAGUCUACAGUGUGGUAAUAAUAACAUUCAAUACAUCUUUGCAAAAAUGGCGAAGGCCCUAGUGUUGAUGUUUGUUUGUGUGGCUCUUUUGCAAGUCGCAACUGCACUGAAGUGUUAUAACUGCGACAAAGACCAAUGCAAGGAGGAUAUGAAGACGUGGACCACUGUAGAGUGUGGUAAGAGUGCCGACCCCACCCAAGAAGCUGUAUGCCUGAAGACGUCCUACAAAGAUGCUGGUGGAAACAAAGUAGUUUCAAGGAAAUGUGCCUUGGCACCCCAAAAAUCCACAGAAAUCACCUGCCCCGUCAUAGAUGGAGCCAAAGACGUAAAAUGUCCGAUCUGCAAAGCCGACCUGUGUAAUUCUGCCAACAGUAUCAGCUUGAGCUUAACUGCAUUUGCAGGAAUCAUUGUGGCGGCCAUCUUGGGUCAAAAAUAUUUGCUUUAAAUUCAAAUAACACAGUUUUUUCUUUAAAUACAUGGAUAGGAAAUUAUAUACCUAUGUAACUUUGGGUUGAAAAAUUGUAUAACUGUCCAUUCCAAUAAAUAUUCCAAAAUGGAUCAAACCUCGUA
Molecule: messenger RNA, 756 nt
Organism: Phaedon cochleariae (mustard beetle)
Lineage: Eukaryota; Metazoa; Arthropoda; Insecta; Coleoptera; Chrysomelidae
Source: the annotation of a GenBank genome assembly